Messenger RNA from Aethina tumida (small hive beetle), 2211 nucleotides. RefSeq names its product carotenoid isomerooxygenase (gene ninaB). The coding region runs from base 53 to 1864 and encodes 603 amino acids. Gene Ontology annotation, molecular function: beta-carotene 15,15'-dioxygenase activity; carotenoid dioxygenase activity. The transcript has 14 exons. Lineage: Eukaryota; Metazoa; Arthropoda; Insecta; Coleoptera; Nitidulidae. Gene Ontology annotation, biological process: carotene catabolic process; retinal metabolic process. The record is from RefSeq and is a predicted model, not a curated record.
AACACGCGACCGAAGUACAAAACAAAGCUGAUCGCAUCGUAAACCUGCAGAAAUGUUUAGCAAAUCGACGGAGAACACGCACGUGUCCCGUCGCAACGGCCGCUCGAAAAUGAGCCUGUUCGGUCGACACAAGCAUCUCCGACUGCCGGAGGAGACGCCGUCCGGCGCCAGCACGCCGGUGUUCUCGUGGAGCCCGCUGCCGCACCGCAGACCGCACCGAUUCACGGAGAAAGAGGUUGGGGAGAGGCAGGCCGGCGAGAAGCUCUAUCCCAACUGCGACGAGAGUGUGUGGCUCAGGUCCUGCGAGACGGAGGUCAAGGAACCACUCGCAGGUGUUGUCACAGGACACAUCCCCAAAUGGCUAAAUGGAUGCUUAAUAAGGAACGGGCCAGGAUCACUGAAAGCAGGAAAAGACGAAUUUGCUCACCUUUUCGAUAGUUCAGCUCUUUUACAUAGAUUUUCAAUCGACAAAGGAGAAAUCACAUAUCAGUGUAGAUUCUUACAAUCAGAUAUAUUCAAAAGAAACUGGCAAGCCAACAGAAUUGUCUUAACAGAAUUUGGGACUAAAGCAGUUCCUGAUCCUUGCCAUUCAAUUUUUCAAAGGGUUGCUGCUAUAUUUCAUCCCAAACAUGAUGUCUCCGAUAAUUCCAUGAUUUCGGUUUAUCCAUUUGGAGACGAGCUCUAUGCCUUCAGUGAAAUACCAAUAAUCCAUAAAAUAAAUAAAGAAACUUUAGAAACCGAAGGUAGAGUAGAUGUUGGGGACUAUGUAUCGAUUGUAAACCACACAUCUCACCCACACGUCACACAAGAUGGUACUGUGUACAACUUGGGACUGUCUAUAACAUCAAGUGGACCUUACCAUAACAUAAUAUGCUUCCCAUCUAAACAUUCCUGCUAUGGCAAAACGAUGUUUGAAAAGGCCCAUAUCGUCGCCUCAGUUCCAGCUCGAUGGCCUCUACAUCCUUCCUACAUGCACACCUUUGGUUUGACCAGAAAUUAUUUUAUAAUAGUGGAACAACCCCUAAACGUAUCCCUAACGUCUCUAGUCACUAACAAAAUAAAGAACGAGCCUUUAGCGUCUUGUCUUCGGUGGUACCAUGACGAAUAUACCAGAAUAGACGUAUUGAACAGAGAAACUGGACGAUUGGAACACAAAUUCUUCGCAGAGCCCUUCUUUUACUUGCACAUCAUAAACCAGUACGAAACCCACGAUUACAUAGUGCUGGACAUAUGUAUAUACAGGGACGCUUCCAUGCUGGACUGCAUGUAUAUUGAAGCCAUGAAGAACAUGCAACAGAACCCGGAUUAUGCGAAGAUGUUCAGAGGCAGGCCGGCAAGGUUUGUUCUGCCCCUGAAGCCGGAACCGAUGGACAAACAUAUCAACAGAAACUUGGUGGAUCUGCAGCACUGCAAGGCCAAGGCUUAUUAUUUGCCCGACGGGGAAAUACUGCUCAAACCUGAAAAACUUUGCGACCUGGGUUGUGAGACACCUAGGAUAUUUUAUGAAAUACAUUUGGGUAAACCCUAUAGAUACUUCUACGCCAUCAGUUCGGAUGUGGACGCUGAAAAUCCUGGCACAUUAAUAAAGGUGGACACGUUUACGAAAACCACGAAGACUUGGUGCGAACCUAACUGUUAUCCAAGUGAACCAGUCUAUGUUCCCUGUCCAAAUCCCAGAUGUGAAGAUGAUGGUGUGGUAUUAGCUUCGUUGGUUUGGGGUCGAGAUGAUGUGAAUCGUGCUGGUCUGUUAAUACUGGAGGCCAAGAAUUUAACGGAAAUCGGCAGGGCAGAAUUCCGUACUCCUGGUCCAGUGCCAAAAUGUUUGCACGGAUGGUUUCUACCCAAAGAAGAUUUGAUCACAUAAUUACUAAUCUAAUUUGAAAGUAUUUAUCUAUAUUUAAGGUCUAAUAUUAUAAUGAUUGUAUUUAUGACUGACUGUAAUAAUGUUCAAAUAAAAAACAAUAAACCAGUGUAAAUUUGCGAGCCCAGUUUUAAAAAAUAUUCGCAAAUUCAGCACUAUUAUACAACACCAUGUUUCGACAUGAAAACUCCAAGUAAAUAAUGAGCAAGUGGAGGGAAAAACUACAAUAAAAGAGCAGAAAAGUUAUUUUUAUAAAAUUUUAAUUAUCAAAUUUACACCUAUUUCUUAGCUUCUCUUUCUGCUUUCCUUUCGGCAGCCCGUUUGAGUUGCUGUUUGGUGUUCAGGUUGUG